Messenger RNA from Penicillium soppii, 2436 nucleotides. RefSeq lists its product as uncharacterized. The record is from RefSeq and is a predicted model, not a curated record. Lineage: Eukaryota; Fungi; Ascomycota; Eurotiomycetes; Eurotiales; Aspergillaceae. Bases 1 to 2436 code for a protein of 811 amino acids. Gene Ontology annotation, biological process: cell wall mannoprotein biosynthetic process; protein N-linked glycosylation. The transcript has 6 exons. Gene Ontology annotation, molecular function: alpha-1,6-mannosyltransferase activity. Gene Ontology annotation, cellular component: mannan polymerase complex.
AUGGGAACACCGCUUACAGGAACGGUUAUUAUUACCGGUGGAAAUGGGCUAUUGGGAUCAGAGAUCGCCAUCGAGAUUGCAAAGAAGCAACCUUUCGUUCAUCUAUUAUUGACGGCUCGAGAUAUAAGAACGGACGAUGUUCGGCAACUCACCGGCAAGAUCCGCUUGAUAGGUCCCAGAUCGAUCGAGGUUCUUCCUCUUGAUCUGACCGAUCUGAAAUCUGUGGCAAGCUUCGCCAAAACCACUGUCGAACGUGUUCGAUUUAGAGACAUCCCACCUGUGACCAGUCUGAUUCACUCCGCUGUCGCAACAUCUUACACGGUUGAUGACCUCACAUCAGACGGAUACGACCCUGUGUACCAAACGAAUUGUCUCUCUCCGUUCUUAUUAACCAUCGGACUGCUUGAAGCUUUUCAGGCUGGAGAUGGAACACCGAGAAGUGGAGCGAAAGUGAUCAAUAUCGGAUGCUCUGCCACAUCUAGCGGUCGACUAGAUUACUUUGACCGCGACCAUGGAAGAAACGGGCAUCAUCUGGGAGAUUCGCUGAGCGCAAAGGAAGAGAAUAUUCGCUUCGGAAGCAGUAAGUUAAUGGCGAGCGUCGCAUUAUAUGCGUUGAGGCGGAGUUUGAUCUGGACCGGGAAUAUUUCGCUGGACAUCUUCACUUUGGAUCCCGGAGGUAUGGCUGGCCCAAGCAAUCUGCGAACCGGGGCUCCCAUGUCGGUCAGAGUCGCACAUCAGACUCGGUCCGGUCUUCGGCCAUUCUUGCGCAUGGUAUCCCGAAGCUCCAUGAACAAGGCCAGUGUUCCAGCCAAGGCGAUCGCCAGAGUUGCAUUCCAGAUCGAUACAGUGGAGAACCUACAAAAGGAACGCUACUUUAUUCUUGAUAGCGACUACGAAGCCGCAUCCGUCCUGCCGAGCUUGCGUGAUGCAGAAAAGGUGAAGAAACUAUUACUACAGAUGAUGGGACAGGUUGAGGUGGAAACGAAAGAAGUUGACUCCCCUGCGGCCGCGACCAUGAACCGACACGUCCUUGAAAAAGGCCAUUCUGCCUACCCCAUCGGCUCCGCAUUCUCAAUUUCGCCUAGCAGAUUCCAGCCUCGCUCGCAACCUGCCCUUCGGUACCGCCGAAAACUCAUCCAGCGCCUCUGCCUUUUUGGCCUCGUGUCGCUGGUGUUGUUUCUCCUCAUAUUCCCAUCCUGGCGCGCGGCCAUUCUCCCCACCAUCUCCCUCGGCAUUCUCUCCUCCCCUAACGAUCUACACCUUCAAACGGUCCGCUAUUAUGAUCUCUCCGAAGUACAAGGGUCAGAGAAAGGAUGGGAGCGCGGGGAACGCGUGCUGAUGUGCACCCCGCUUAGGGAUGCUUCGUCGCACCUCCCAAUGUUUUUCUCUCACCUCCGAAACCUCACAUACCCUCACGACCUAAUUGACCUGGCCUUUUUGGUGUCGGAUUCCCGCGAUGAUACCCUGGGGAUGCUGUCGCGCAUGCUGGAAGAUAUACAAAAUGAUUCCGAUCCAACGAUGCCAUUUGGAGAGAUCUCAGUGAUCCAGAAAGAUUUCGGGCAGAAAGUCCAACAGGAUGUAGAAAGUCGGCACGGGUUCGAGGCACAGGCCAAUCGGCGAAAGCUCAUGGCACAGGCGAGGAAUUGGCUGCUGAGUGCGACGCUUCGUCCGACGCAUAGCUGGGUCUAUUGGAGAGACGCGGACGUGGAAACUGCGCCUUUUACAAUCAUUGAGGACCUAAUGCGGCACAAUAAGGAUGUGACCGUUCCGAAUGUGUGGCGGCCGCUUCCAGAUUGGCUCGGUGGAGAACAGCCUUAUGACCUGAAUUCAUGGCAAGAGUCCGAGACUGCCCUGGCUCUUGCAGACACUCUUGAUGAGGACGCCGUGAUCGUGGAAGGAUACGCAGAGUACGCUACGUGGAGACCCCACCUUGCUUACCUCCGUGAUCCAUACGGCGAUCCUGACAUGGAGAUGGAGCUUGACGGAAUCGGCGGUGUCAGUAUUUUGGCCAAGGCCCGCGUGUUCCGCGCCGGUGUGCACUUCCCAGCAUUCAGCUUCGAGAAGCAUGCCGAGACGGAAGGGUUUGGCAAGAUGGCCAAACGGAUGAAGUUUUCAGUAAUCGGCCUACCACACUAUACGAUUUGGCAUCUUUAUGAGCCUAGCGUUGACGACCUCCGCCACAUGGCCGAAAUGGAACAGGAGCGACAAGCUCGCGAGCAGGAAGAAAAGGAGCGAGCCGAUCAAAAAGACAGCACCCAGCCCCGAACCCAGGGCGCAGAUCAGAUUGUAGAUGGUGAAAUAGUCCAGGACGCUAGCGAAAGCUCCGCCGCUCAACCUGCAAAUGUCAAAGACUCCACAGAGAGUACCUCGAACGACCAAGCCGACAAGGUUGCAAUAGUCGAGAAAGCAGAGAAAAGUGAGAAAGCGAAAGCAUGA